This is a messenger RNA of Cladocopium goreaui, 849 nucleotides long. NCBI's taxonomy places the organism in Eukaryota, Dinophyceae, Suessiales, Symbiodiniaceae. The record is from the annotation of a GenBank genome assembly.
AUGGCGUCGUUGAAUCUGGAUGAACACACGCUGCGCAUGCUCGUCUGGGAGCAUUGCUGUGCGUCAGAGGAGCAGAGCUUGCAACUGCUGCAACUGCGCUCGGUUUCUCGCUGGUGGCGUCAGCAGUUCGACCUGCGCCGGAUCCAGCCGUUGUAUGGCUUUGCCCUGCCGGCCGUGGCACAUGUGGCGAUGCACUGGGGCAUGUUCACCGAACAUGGUGUCAUUUCCACCCAAAGCUGGCACCGUGACAGCGAAGUGGUUUGGAUCACAGACCCAGAUGAGGAUCAUGGGGAUUUCGAGGGCUACAGCGAAGGCUCCAAGAUCUCGCCCUGGCAAGCGUAUCAGCUGUGGCAUGCCCUGUUGCAGCGAGUCUGCGCUUGGCACUCCUCCCAAGGCAAGCCACAACCGUUUGGCCAAGGCCUUGAGGUGUGUCGUUUACAGCUGGGUCCACGAGGACGUCGUCGGGACAUCGAGGUCUUCCAGCCUUAUGCGGAGAGGUCCUUCCUCUUCAUGAGAAUGUCGCCGGCAGAACGACAGGCUGCAAUGCAAAAGUUUUUUCCGCCCUUCAAAGAUCUAUGCAGCAAGUUCAUCAGGUGCGGCGAGAAGGUGAAGGGAACGGCCGCGGACGGUGCUCGGCUAUCUCGACUUUGCCCCUUUGAAGGUGCAUGCCCCGUACAGCCGCUGCAUCUCUUUGGUCCUCGGGACGCACAAAAGGACGACCUGACAUCGACGCACAGUGCGGAGAGUGGUGGUCCGAUGGAGGGUGAGGAUGUAGAUUGUCUGAAGACAAAUUCGGAUUCGCACGCAGGCAUUGCAAACGGAUCAAAGCUGAAUUGCUGGCAAAUGUGA